This is a messenger RNA of Lycium ferocissimum, 2880 nucleotides long. Its product is annotated as probable LRR receptor-like serine/threonine-protein kinase At1g63430. Gene Ontology annotation, biological process: protein phosphorylation. Gene Ontology annotation, molecular function: protein kinase activity; ATP binding. The coding region runs from base 606 to 2588 and encodes 660 amino acids. The transcript has 13 exons. The record is from RefSeq and is a predicted model, not a curated record. NCBI's taxonomy places the organism in Eukaryota, Viridiplantae, Streptophyta, Magnoliopsida, Solanales, Solanaceae.
UCAUCCACCAAAGCCACGCUUGUAAAGCCCACACUUCCUUCCUUUAGUCCGCCGCUCCUUCUAUCACUACUCUAUUAUCUGCUUCUCCAUUUGUCUCUUUGAUUAUUUUUUUCAUCAAAAUUUAACCAUUUCUUUCCCAAAAUUCUUCGUCUUUAGUUCAUAAAAUUGUCUCUUUUUCUAUCACCAAACCUCUCUUUGAACCCAAGUUUAUAUACUAAGUUGGUAACACUUAAUAGCAGGAGUAGUUUCCUGUCAAGGGGUUGUUAGAUUCUUGGAUUCACUCUUAAGCUUUGUUCUCUCUCUCUCUCUCUCUUUUUUUUUUUUUAGUAGUUUUAGCUGGAAAAAGACAACUUUAUCUUCUUCUUUUUUUACUUUCUUUUUCCAGCUUUUCUUUGUUUGUUUUCAUCUGUUUAUUAAAUCCACCGUCUUGGGUCUUUUCCUAUUUUUCUCUUUCAAUUUAUGAAUCUUUUUUUUUUGUUGUUGUUGAUUCUUGAAGUUCUUGGAAACUGUUUUCUUUAGAUGGGUUCUUUUAGUUCUGGAUUUUUGUAGAAACUUAGUGUGUUCUUUGAGUGUUUCUUGAAGUGAAGAAUUAUUGGAAAAAAAAGAUGAGAACUUGUGCUUUAUUAUUGCAAGUUAUAGUUACUGUUGGGUUAUUUCUUGUGAUCUGUGAUGCUUUUCCAUCAAAUGAAGUUUAUGCUCUCAAUACCUUCAAGGAAUCUAUAUAUGAAGACCCUCUACUGGUUUUGUCAAAUUGGAAUGCUUUAGAUUCAGAUCCUUGUGAUUGGGCUGGAAUCUUUUGUUCUAUGGCUCAAGAUCAUGUCAUAAAAAUUAACAUUUCCGGCACUUCGUUGAAGGGAUUUCUUUCACCGAACUUGCAUCUACUCUCCUCUUUGCAAGAACUAAUUUUGCAUGGCAAUGUACUGAUUGGUACAAUUCCUAAGGAGAUUGGCUUGUUGAAAAACCUGAAGUUUUUGGAUUUGGGUGCUAACCAGCUAACAGGACCGAUUCCUCUCGAACUUGGCAAUUUGUCAAACAUUAUGAAAAUAAACCUACAAUCUAAUGGAUUAACGGGGAAAUUGCCUGCUGAGCUUGGUAAUUUGAAAUACCUUGAGGAACUUAGGUUGGACAGGAACAAACUUCAAGGAAUAUUGCCUGCUAAUAAUGGAUCAGAUUUUACAUCCGGUGUACAUGGAAUGUAUGCCUCUGGUGUCAGCCCUACAGGUUUUUGUCGCUCAUCCCAGCUUAAAGUUGCUGAUUUCUCAUUCAACUUUCUUAUUGGAAGCAUACCGAAGUGUUUGGGUUACCUUCCAAAAUCUAGCUUUCAAGGAAAUUGCCUUCAGCACAAAGAUCCGAAACAGCGCUCCACUGCUCUAUGUGGUGGCACUCCACCUCCCACUAGCCAUGCAUCAACAAUGAAUAAUAAGCACCACCAGCCUGUUGAAGAACCGAGACAUCAGGCUUCUUCCAAGCCCACUUGGCUUUUGGCUUUAGAAGUGGUAACAGGAGUUAUGGUGGGUUCUCUCUUCAUCGUGGGUCUUGUGACUGGCCUUCAGAAAUUUAAGAACAAACCCUCCAUCAUACCUUGGAAGAAAUCAGGAAGCGAGAAAGAUCAUAUGACAAUUUAUGUAGAUACUGGUAUGCUGAAAGAUGUCGUAAGAUACAGCAGACAAGAACUUGAGGUAGCUUGUGAAGAUUUCAGCAACAUCAUUGGAUCCUCACCAGAUAGUGUAGUUUACAAAGGAACCAUGAAAGGUGGACCUGAAAUAGCUGUAAUAUCUCUUUGUGUCAAAGAAGAGCAUUGGACAGCCUAUCUUGAGCUUUAUUUUCAGAAAGAGGUGGCAGAAUUGGCCAGAAUAAAUCAUGAGAACACUGGGAAACUUCUAGGCUACUGCAGAGAGAGUAGUCCUUUUACGAGGAUGUUGGUGUUUGAGUAUGCAUCUAAUGGGACAUUAUAUGAACACCUUCAUUAUGGAGAAGGAUGCCAACUAUCUUGGACACGCCGGAUGAAAAUAGUUAUUGGCAUCGCUAAGGGACUGACAUACUUCCAUUCAGAACUUGACCCUCCGUUUACUAUAUCAGAACUGAAUUCAAAUUCUGUAUAUCUCACAGAAGAUUUUUCUCCCAAGCUUGUUGAUUUUGAAAGUUGGAAGUCGAUAAUCGCCAGAUCAGAAAAGAACUCGGGUGCUAUCAGUAGUGAAGGAGCAAUAUGUGUCCUUCCAAAUACUCUAGAGAGCCGCCAUCUCGACGUCCAGGGUAACAUUUAUGCAUUUGGAGUACUGCUACUGGAAAUAAUCAGUGGGAGACCUCCAUAUUGUAAAGACAAAGGGUGCUUAGUAGAUUGGGCUAAGGAAUUUCUUGAAAUGCCAGAGGUACUAUCGUACGUUGUGGAUCCCGAGUUGAAACAUUUUAAAGAGGAAGACCUCAAAGUGAUUUGUGAGGUGAUCAACCUUUGCAUCCACCCGAGUACGAGUAAGAGGACUUCCAUGAAGGACUUGUGUGCUAUCUUGGAGAGCAAUAUUGACACUUCGAUCACUGCUGAGCUCAAGGCAUCGUCUUUGGCGUGGGCUGAGCUUGCACUUUCAUCCUAACUGACAGAAGGCUAACAGUAUAUAAAUAUAUAUAUCGGAAAUAUGUAAUUGUCUACCACUUUCUCCUCUUGUUUUUGACCUCUCGAUUUCGUUCACAAUGUUCUAGAGUGAUGGUUGAGUUCAUGUAAAUUUUGAGUCUGUAGGGAAAAAAUAGAAUUGAAGAGAUGCUACUGUUGAUUCUUUGUAAAAUGUAAACUGGUUCUUUACCAAAUGAAUGAGUGUUCAUAGUGAAUGAAAGGCAUGGUGGCUAGAUUUUACUAAUCUACAUCCAUGCCAAAGCUUUACUUCUUGA